Molecule: messenger RNA, 1821 nt
Organism: Balaenoptera musculus (blue whale)
Lineage: Eukaryota; Metazoa; Chordata; Mammalia; Artiodactyla; Balaenopteridae
Product: serpin B3-like
Exons: 8
Coding region: 97-1395 (432 amino acids)
Biological process (GO): negative regulation of endopeptidase activity
Molecular function (GO): serine-type endopeptidase inhibitor activity
Source: RefSeq, a predicted model, not a curated record
CCUUUACUCAUAGAGACUUCAUGCUCAUGAAGGUGAUGGGUAGCCUGGUGAAGAAAUCAGAAGCUGCUUUACUUGAAAUACCAGUUGUUGUGAGGGAUGGGAGGCAGCAAGACAGAGUUAUAUAGUCCAGACCUGACCAUUCACGGCACAUCAGCUCACAGGCUGUCUGCCCCCCUCUGCUUCCUCCAGGCUCACAGGAAUUCCAGACCACACCAAGCCACCAUGAGUUCACUCGGUGAAGGAAUCAACCACUUUGCAGUCGACCUGUUCCAACAGAUCAGACAAUCAGGGAGGGAAAAUAUCUUCUUUUGCCCUUUGAGUAUCAUGUCAGCCUUAGCCAUGACUUCCUUGGGGGCCCGAGAACACACGGCGUCACAAAUCCAGAAGGUCCUGCACUUUAAUGAAAUCACAGAGAACAAAAAAGGAGGAACUACAGUUGAUCCUGUUGAAAAGCCAGGAUAUAUUCAUCAUCAAUUUCAAAACCUUCUGACUGACUUAAAGAAAUCCACUGAUGCCUAUGAGCUGAACAUAGCCAACAGGCUCUAUGGAGAAAAGACUUUUCUGUUUCUGCAGGCAUACAUGGAUAAUGUUAAGAAAUUUUACCUAGCCAGUGUGGAAUCUGCUGAUUUUGUCAAUGCUGCAGAAGAAAGUCGGAAGAUGAUUAAUUCCUGGGUGGAAAGCCAAACUAAUGAAAAAAUCAAGGAUCUCUUUCCCAAAGACUCUCUGGGUAGCUUCACCGUUCUGGUUCUGGUGAACGCAGUCUAUUUCAAAGGGAAGUGGUGCCAGAAAUUUAAGAAAGAAGAUACUGGGGAGGAAAAAUUUUGGCUGAACAAGAACACAAGCAAAUCUGUGCAGAUGAUGAAACAAACCGAUGACUUCAAUUUCACGUCACUGGAGGACAUGCAAGUCAAGAUCCUGGAAAUACCGUACAAAGGCAAAGAGCUAAGCAUGAUGGUGCUGCUGCCCAAUGAAGUAGAUGGUCUGCAGAAGCUUGAAGAUCAACUCACUGCUGAGAAGUUAAUAGAGUGGACGAGCCCACAGAAUAUGAGGGAGAGACAAGUGAAUUUACACCUACCUCGGUUCAAAGUGGAGGAGAGCUAUGACCUCAAGGCCACGCUGGAAGCCCUGGGGAUGGUGGACGCCUUCAGUGAGGGGAAAGCCGACUUCUCAGGCAUGACCGGGAGACGAGAUCUGGUGGUGUCGAAAGUCAUCCACAAGUCCUUCGUGGAGGUGAAUGAGGAGGGCACGGAGGCCGCAGCUGCGACUGGAGUAGAAGCUGUUUAUUACUCAAGUAGCAUUCCAGACAGUUUCCACUGUGACCACCCUUUCCUGUUCUUCAUCAAGCACAAGAAGACCAACAGCAUCCUCUUCUACGGCAGAGUCUCUUCCCCUUAGAUGUGAUUAGCCAGCGGCUACACUCGGGGGACAUUCACAGAGCUGUUCCCGAACCUUGAUUGCUGGAAGUAACAGGUUCUCUUUGAUUCAUUUUCCUUUCCAAACUCAUAGUCAUCACUAAGAAUGUGUUGGUUGAAAUACCAUGUCUGUCUGUCUCUCUCUUUCUACAGACCCAUGUAAACCUACUCUGUCUCCCCAUGGUAACUCCUCUUCGGACAAGAUGUUCAGUAUAUUCUAAAAGGUUAUUUCAACACUCUAUAUUCUACAAAGUUUGAAAUAUCAUACCUCCUAUUUCAGAAAUUAUAUCUACUAUUCAAAACUAUUCACUUAGACACAUUUAUUUGAAUUUAGGUGAUAUAUGGGACCCUUACGUGUCUAAAUUUUUUGAUUUUGUGAAAUGCAUUAUCAAUAAAACAAUGACUUAUU